Messenger RNA from Eubalaena glacialis (North Atlantic right whale), 930 nucleotides. RefSeq names its product olfactory receptor 51F2-like. Gene Ontology annotation, molecular function: G protein-coupled receptor activity; olfactory receptor activity. Gene Ontology annotation, cellular component: membrane. The record is from RefSeq and is a predicted model, not a curated record. NCBI's taxonomy places the organism in Eukaryota, Metazoa, Chordata, Mammalia, Artiodactyla, Balaenidae. Gene Ontology annotation, biological process: G protein-coupled receptor signaling pathway.
AUGUUCAACUUCCAGAAUAUCACAUCCUCUUCCGUUAUUUUCCUGCUAACUGGUGUUCCUGGGCUGGAAGCCUUCCACAGCUGGAUCUCCAUUCCCUUCUGUUUUCUCUAUGUAACAGCUCUCUCAAGAAACAGCCUGAUUCUAUUUGUCAUUGUCAUUCAGCCCAGCCUUCAUGAGCCCAUGUAUUAUUUCCUCUCCAUGCUCUCCACCACUGACCUUGGCUUGUCCGUAUACACUCUGGUCACCAUGUUGGGUAUAUUCUGGUUCAAUGCCAGGGAGAUCAGCUUUACUGCCUGCUUGUCACAGAUGUUCUUUGUUAAACUCUUCACUGUCAUGGAAUUGUCAGUGCUGUUGGCCAUGGCUUUUGAUCGUUUUGUCGCCAUCUCUAAUCCCAUCCGGUAUGCCACCAUUUUAACUGACUCCAGAAUAAUUCAAAUUGGAGUGGCAAUUGUCAUCAGGGGGACACUAAUGCUGACACCAAUGGUAGCACUUCUUAUGAGACUGUCCUUCUGCUGCAGCCACGUGCUCCACUACUCUUACUGCUUCCACCCUCAUGUGAUGAAGCUCUCAUGCACAGACAUCAGGAUCAACAAUGCAGUUGGGCUGACUGCCAUGACCUCUACUGUUGGUGUGGACUCAAUUCUCAUCCCCCUUUCUUAUGUUUUGAUCAUUAAGACUAUCCUAGAAGAGAGGAAGAAAGCCUUCAGCACCUGUAUCUCCCAUAUUGGGGCUAUUGCUAUUUUCUAUAUUCCAUUGAUCAGUCUCUCCUUUGUUCACAGAUUUGGGAAACAAGCCCCAGCAUAUGUACAUACUAUGAUUGCUAACACCUACCUGCUGAUCCCCCCGGUCAUGAACCCCAUCAUCUAUAAUGUGAAGACAAAACAGAUACGCAGAGCUGUGAUAAAAAUUCUCCAUUCCAAAGGCACAUAG